UAACCUGGACAUGAUUUGUAGCCAACUUCACUAGAGCAGUUGUUGUGUUUGAUUCGGUGCGUUGGGUUGAAUUAUUGGUGAAUAUAAAUCACAGAUUUGUUGAAAAUGGUGAAAUUAACUCCAGAUUUGAUACAGCAAUCUAUGCAGUACAUUAAUCCUGUAAAGGAUCGUGAAUUGGACCUUAGAGGAUAUAAAAUACCUACAAUUGAAAACUUGGGUGCAACUCUCGAUCAAUUUGACACAAUAGAUUUCUCAGACAAUGACAUCAGAAAAUUAGAUGGAUUUCCAUUAUUGAAAAGAAUUAAAACACUUUUUUUUAAUAAUAACCGUAUUGUCAGAAUUGGCGAAGGAUUAGAACAUUGCAUACCAAACUUGGAGACACUUAUGUUAACUGGAAAUAUGAUUCAAGAAUUGGGUGAUUUAGAGCCGUUGACCCAACUAAAGAAUUUAACGAAUCUUUGCCUGCUGCAAAAUCCGGUUUCCGCAAAACCUCAGUAUAGGCAAUAUAUAGUAUACAGAUUUCCACAGUUGAGACUGCUAGACUUUAGGAAAAUUAAAAUGAAGGAACGCGAGGCUGCAGUUGCCUAUUUCAGAAGCAAAAGGGGAAAGGAAAUGGUUCGCGAGAUUGCAAAGAAAGCAAAAACACAAGCUUCUGGUACAUUCCCUGAUAAACCUAUGACUACUCCAGAGGAACGUAAUAAAAUUAGGGAAGCUAUUACAAAUGCUUCUUCUCUGGAAGAAGUACAACGUCUCAGUAAAUUGCUUCAAGCUGGUCACAUGCCUAGUGAAGAAAGAUUACAGAAUGGAAAUACAGUACCUGAAGCAAUGGAAGAAGAAGACGAUUAAAUUUUUUAUAUGUUAUUCUCAGAUUUAGAUUAAAGAGGUACAUUCUUUUUUAUUGCUGUAAGUAUUAAUUGAUAGUUUUGGUGAAUACAAUGGCGGAUUGUUAAGCUAAUAAGAAACCAUAUACUACACAACUUCAUUCUUAUUGGAAGAUGAUUCGAACUGCUCAGAAUAAAUUGAUUGAAAUACCUAAUUGCCCUGAAGCGAUUUUAUAAAUAUAUGUUUACAUAAUCAAUACA
Nomia melanderi (Alkali bee) is the source of this 1082-nucleotide messenger RNA. RefSeq names its product small nuclear ribonucleoprotein polypeptide A'-like U2A (gene U2A). The record is from RefSeq and is a predicted model, not a curated record. Gene Ontology annotation, biological process: mRNA splicing, via spliceosome. Lineage: Eukaryota; Metazoa; Arthropoda; Insecta; Hymenoptera; Halictidae. Gene Ontology annotation, molecular function: protein binding; U2 snRNA binding. Gene Ontology annotation, cellular component: U2 snRNP.